AUGGCCACACCACCCGCUUUCUUCCACGCGCUGCUGCGGCCUGCCAUGCUGCAGAUUCUGCGCGCGACCGGCUACCACGCCACGCGGCCGGCCGUGCUCGACGCCCUCACGGACCUUGCCGCGCGCUACAUGCUGCUGCUGUGCCAGCACACGGCGCACCACGCAGCCAGCAACCACGCGGCCACGUCGCAGGCCGACGACUUCACCGUGACGGACGUGCGCCUCGCGCUGCAGGACGUCGGCGCGCUCGGCGCCGAGCGCACCGUCACGGAGGAGGUGUGGCGCGACGCCGAGGACCUGCGCGGCGUGGACGAGUUUAUUGCCUGGUUUGCCGGGCAGCGCAUGAAGGAGCUGAUGGAGUUUGGCAACGCCGACGGCGAGUCGGACGCGACGGAUUACCUAGCCGUACUGAAAAAGAAGCACAACCAGGCGGCCGGUGACGCCAAGUUUCAGGACACCAUACUCGGGCGGCCCGGCGAGGGCUCGCAGGUGCUCGUCGAAGGCGGACCUGUCACCACGAUUGAGGAGUGGAUCGCGCAGCGCAGCCCGGAGCUGAUGCGCUGCCGCGCUGACGAUGAGGGCGUCAACGGGCAGCAGCGGCCAGGAUCGGCGUCGGGAAGCAGCAGCUCUGGCUUGAGCUCGGUCGAUAGCGACAUGCGCGACAUGACGGGACAUGGCGACUCCAUGGACCUGUCGUAG
Molecule: messenger RNA, 699 nt
Organism: Cordyceps militaris CM01
Lineage: Eukaryota; Fungi; Ascomycota; Sordariomycetes; Hypocreales; Cordycipitaceae
Product: Bromodomain associated domain protein
Exons: 2
Coding region: 1-699 (232 amino acids)
Cellular component (GO): transcription factor TFIID complex
Molecular function (GO): protein heterodimerization activity
Source: RefSeq, a predicted model, not a curated record